AUAUUUAUCCCCAAUCCCCCAAUCUCGCCUGUGUUCGCCAGUGGUGGCUUCGGAUCGAUGGCGAUCCGGUCGACGGUGGUGGGAGCGAUUGUGGCGUACCGGAUCCACCUGGGCGUCGCUGCCGCCCUAGCCGCCGCGGCCAUCUCGCUCGCAAGCGUCGGCCCCAACUUCGCAACCGUGGCUGGCUUCUUCUGGCCCCUCCUCGUAUCCACUGUCGCUUUACUCGGCGCCGUCGCGAUCCUACUCCGGAUCUCGCCGCUCCCGCGGGAGGCCUACGAGGAGGGCCUUGUCGACUUCGUCGCCGGCUGCGCGGAGGUCUCUCAGCUUGCUGCGAGUGAGAGUUACCACCACGAGGGCGAUUCGGAGCCGUGUGAUGAAGAGGCGGAGGCGGAGCGCCCCAUGUAGCAGCGAGGGAGUCGGAGACGAUGAGGCAACCUUUCAGAUGCUCCGCAGGAACGGGUUAGUGUGCGUAAGACCGCAUACGUUUAUCGAUGAGAUUGGACGACGUGCGCCUUUACCAGAGGCGGCUGGAUCCGAGUCGAGCGUGUGUCAUGUAAGAGUAAUUUAGCAGCGUUGCAGUCUAGGAAUAAAUCGUAAAGGCUUCAGUUUUAUA
Zingiber officinale is the source of this 613-nucleotide messenger RNA. RefSeq lists its product as uncharacterized. NCBI's taxonomy places the organism in Eukaryota, Viridiplantae, Streptophyta, Magnoliopsida, Zingiberales, Zingiberaceae. The coding region runs from base 58 to 405 and encodes 115 amino acids. The record is from RefSeq and is a predicted model, not a curated record. The transcript has a single exon.